This is a messenger RNA of Fragaria vesca subsp. vesca, 3701 nucleotides long. RefSeq lists its product as uncharacterized. The transcript has 19 exons. The coding region runs from base 1 to 3654 and encodes 1217 amino acids. The record is from RefSeq and is a predicted model, not a curated record. Gene Ontology annotation, biological process: regulation of DNA-templated transcription; double-strand break repair via homologous recombination. Lineage: Eukaryota; Viridiplantae; Streptophyta; Magnoliopsida; Rosales; Rosaceae.
AUGUCGACGUGGCACAUGUUCUCCGACGCCGCCGACAAUUUCCGGUGGCGAUUCUCCGCUCCGGACCCCAACACCAGGCCGCCGGACGCCGCCUUCUAUACCGGCAACGAAAAUCUCAGCUCAAGCGCUCGCUUGCCUUCCAUGGCCGACCUGUUGCUUCAAGGCUGCUCAAAGCUCGCGGCGGAGAGUCAGAUGAGUCACGGCGGACUCGGCAGAUCCGUCUCCGUCAAGCCGUCUUCCUUAGCCAAAGCAGCUUCGCUUCUGGGGGCCUCCGAUUCAGGCCGAAUGAGAGGUAGUGGAGGAGAGAUUAGAGGUGAUGGUUUCGGUGAUUCGCUUUUCCAGACUGCCUCUGGGAAGAUGGUUAAUAUAUCUUCCAAAGGUCUUGUCAAGGCCAAGAAAUUGCUUAGUUUGGAAGAUGAGAAUGAGGACUGUAGUCUUUUUUCGGGGUUCAACAUUGGUGGGGUUAAGGAUGCUGCAUCGGUUUCAAGGUCUUCGGUGAAUCAUAUGACUGGUUCGGUGCAAAGUGGGUUGACGGAUGUGUCCAAUCUGAGUUCUGUGCAAGCUCAAGUGCCUAGUUUGGCUUGUACACCUUCAUCAGUGAAGCUACAUACACCCGGAGGAAGAUCUACUUCUGUUUCUACUGAUGGAUGUAUGGCUGGUUCCAUGCAGAGUAGAUGUAAGAAUGAGUUUGAUCAGAGAUUUAUGCAAUCCGAGAUGACUAAUUCAGUUUCCACACCUUCAUCAGUCCAGUUACCUACACCCAGUUCAAUUGAUGCACACAAGACUGGUUUGGUGCAAAGUAGAUUUAAGAAUGAGUCCAAGCUAAAUCAUUUGCAAUCCAAAAUGCCUAGCUCAGCUUCUACUCCUUCAUCAUCCAAGCUACUUGCAGCAGGAGGAAGCUCCGAAUGUCUUUCCACUGAUCCACAUAAGACUGGUUCAGUGCAAAGUGGAGUUACAAAUGUGACUGAUCUGAGUGUUAUGCGAUUCCAGAAGCCUAAUAUAGCACCCAAACCUUCAUCAAUCAAAUUCAGUACAGCUGGAGGAAGAUCUAUAUCUGUAUCCACUGAUGCACUACAACGUGCUAGGAAUCUCCUUGGUGAUCCAGACUUGGGAACUCUCCUGGAUGAGGGGAAUUCAGACAUGGAUCUGACAUUUUCAAAAGGUUGUGAACAUGAUAGUCACACUGCCUCUUCCCACCAGAAAAAGCCAAAGUCCAAAUUUUUAACAAAGAGUUUUGUAUCUCCACUGCAAUCAUCGACUAAUCAAGUGCAGACAUCAGCAGUCAAGUCAGAUAGUACAAAUUGGGGCACUAACCUGAUCAGCCAAUUCGAUGUUGUUAGCAAUGAAAAUGCCCGCAGGUCAAAUGGUGAGUUACCUUGUGGCAAAAAACCCUUCAGCAACAAACCUUGUACUCUCACUACAGCAGAGAACAAUUAUUUGGCAAAUGGUAAUGGUGAAAGGAUUGAUCCUGUUGAAAGGUCACUAGCCAAGCCAUUGGUGGAUAUUUCAAAUACCAUUGGCACCUCUCCUCUGAGUAAUAUACGAAUGGCUGGUGUAAAGAGGAAGCUAGGAGGGAAUUCUGUUUCUUCAUUCAAGAAGCCUCGCAUUUCUAACUUCUCCACCCCAUUGCAUAGGAAUGUUCCACUCGUUCCUAAUGGUUUGUCUACUUUUCCCUCUGACCAUUCAAGUUUCAAAGGAAGGGUUUCUACUCGAUAUCCUGUCCUGGUGGCUAGAAUGCCUUUGAAAAAGUAUUUUGGAAUGCCACCAUCAGAUCAAACCAUGGUGGACUGCAUGUCAGAUCAGGUGAGAAGAGUUACAGCAAUUAAUGCAGAAAACUACAUGUUUCCUGAUGAAUCUGGCUUAAACUACGUAGGAGCAGAAGCUGUUAUGCACAUUUUGGCUUCUUCGGGAGCCUCAACAAAAAAUACUUUCAGAGAGUGGGUCAUAAAUCACUACAAGUGGAUUGUCUGGAAACUGUCUUGUUAUGAGAGAUGCUAUCCCACUAAAGCUUUAGGAAAAUUUUUGACGCUGCCCAAUGUGCUUGAAGAACUGAAGUAUAGAUAUGAAAGAGAAGUGAAUCAUGGUCACCGCUCUGCAAUUAAGAAAAUACUGGAAGGAGAUGCGUCACCUUCUUCAAUGUUGGUCUUAUGCAUUUCAGCUAUCCGCACAAAACAUGGCCCAAAUAUAGAGACUAGCUCAGGAGCUGAAAAUAGUAGUGCUGCAAAAGUUGAACUUACUGAUGGGUGGUAUUCAGUGGAUGCUAUUCUGGAUGCUCUCCUAUCAAAGCAGCUCGCUAGUGGAAAAUUGUUUGUCGGACUGAAACUUCGGAUUUGGGGAGCAGGACUCUGCGGCUGGGUUGGGCCUAUUUCACCCCUCGAGGUGUCAAGAGAAGUUAUGUUACGGCUACACAUAAAUGGCACAUAUAGAGCUCACUGGGAUGAUCGAUUGGGAUUUUGCAACCGUGUUGGCCCUCCCUUAGCAUUUAAGUGCAUCAAGAGCGAUGGGGGUCUAAUUCCUUGGACUCUUGUAGGAGUCACACGGAUUUACCCUGUUUUAUACAAAGAAAGGUUAAGUAAUGGAAGAUCUGUUGUGAGAUCAGAGAGGUUGGAGACCAAAAUGAUGCAAUCUUAUAGCCAGAGGCGCUCUAAUGUUAUUGAGGGCAUUAUCUCUGAGUUCCAAAGAGGACUAGAACAUUCACAUACAUGUAAUGAGAGAGACAGUGAAGGAGCAAAACUUUUGAGGAUACUAGAGACAGCUGCUGAACCUGAAGUUUUGAUGGCGGAGAUGAGUACAGAACAAUUGAAUUCUUUUACCAAAUAUCGAGCAAAGUUAGAGGCAAUCAAGCAGUCAGACAUGGAGAAAUCAAUUACGAAAGCACUAGAAGAUGCUGGAUUAGCUGAGAGGGAAGUGAUGCCAUUAAUGAGGGUGAGGGUAGUUGGAUUAACUAGAAGCUUAUGUAAAGGAAAAGACAGUCCUAAAGAAGGACUAAUAACAAUCUGGAACCCGUCAGAGCAGCAGAAGUCUGAGUUGGUUGAGGGGCAAGCAUAUACUGUUUCUGACCUUAUACCAACAAGUCCGGCUGCUGAUAUUCUAUACUUGCUAGGAAGAGGAUCCAAAACAAAGUGGAAGCCCUUAUGUCAGCAGACAAUGGACAACUUCAGGCCCUUUUUCAGUCCUCGCAAAUCAAUGUUAUUGUCAGAUUUUGGUCAAGUUCCUCUUUCCAGUGAAUUUGAUAUUGCUGCAUUCGUGCUGUUUGUGGGGGAUGUUUAUAUAGCGGGUCACCAGAAGAAACAGUGGGUGUUUGUGACAGAUGGUUCCAUUUCUGAAUCAAAAUCAGAAGGACUAAACGAUUCUUUACUUGCCAUCUGCUUCUGUUCACCGCAUGUUGAUGAUCAGUCAGAUCCUCCUUUAAACUACAACCUCGCAGGUUCAACGGUUGGUUUUUGUAAUCUCAUCAAGAGAGCAAAGGACCAAAUGAAUGCUCUUUGGGUAGCUGAAGCUACAGAAAACUCGGCAUACUUUUUGAGUUUUGACUCUCGACAUUGUUCACAUCUCAAAGAUGCUGCUGCCUCUGCUGAAAGAUGGGGCAGGAUCUCUAGCUUGAUGAUCAAUAGACUCAAGGAGAGGGUUCAAUUUAUUAUUGGUAAAGGGUAGAUUGUGAAAGGAGCUCAUUUCAAAUGUAUAUUUUCGUCUAGCAUUCA